Odocoileus virginianus texanus is the source of this 3275-nucleotide messenger RNA. The record is from RefSeq and is a predicted model, not a curated record. Lineage: Eukaryota; Metazoa; Chordata; Mammalia; Artiodactyla; Cervidae.
AUGUUGCUGUUCUUUUCAGCAGGUGGUCAGUUUCAUUCCCCAAGGGGUCACUCUUCUCCCACCGAGAGAGCAACACCAGAGCCUCCUGUCCCAGAAGUAAAUCCAGUGGCCCAGCAGACUGACCGCCAAGAUGCUGCUUCUCCUGCCUGCUCUGUGGAGGAAGAGGCCAGGAGCCCCAGCCCAGAUCAUUCAAGCCUCUGCAGCUUCGAAAUCAAUGAAAUCUACUCAGGCUGCCUGGACACAGCAGAUAACCAAGAGGAGGAGCAUCCGGGAACUGGCUUAUCUCUUGAGGGAGCCGCACCAAACCAGACAGAUGAACUGAAGUCCAUGGAAGAAGAGCUGGAAAAGAUGGAGAGAGAGGCGUGCUGUUUUCUCGACGAAGACGAGAGCUCUUCGGACGCUGACACUGAGCUCUCCUGUGAGGACUGGGACUGGCAGAAUGGUGCGCUGCGUUCCCCCAGCCUGCUUGCGUCAGCCGGAGGAGCCAAGGGCGGCGUGAACAACCGGUCCAUGACCGAGGAGUACAUCAGUAAGUGUGUGCUGAACCUGAAGAUUUCGCAGACCUUAAUGCACCAGAAUGCUGAUUUGCUGAGGAAUAUUCAGCAGAAGAUAGAAAAGCUUCAGAUGAUACAGAAGGAGCAGGCGGAGCGCAGGUCUCUGUGGGCUUCUUCGAGAGAGUUUGCAGGCAUCCACGACUCACCUUCGGCCCUCGGCCCUCCGGCUUCCAGCUACAUCCCUCCUGUCGUGCAGCGGCUGGGGGACCAGCAGCCCGACCCGGGGGGCAACGGUCCGACUCUAGCAAGGUCUCCGAGAACAGCGAAAGAUUUUCGAGGAGGACAUUUUGGCAAAAGGUCCAAGAAAAGAAGAGACUGUGGCUGGUCACCUUUAGCUUCUUUCCCCCAAGUCACUGAAGAAAGCACCGGGGAUCAGCCGGAGAAGGGCCAGCAGCUGCCAGCUCAUUGUGGCCCUGGAAAACAGAGCGGAGGUGAACAGUUUCAGCCCACUCACGGAGCCAAGGACAGUUUGGAAAGAAACAGGAACCAGAAUACCAGCAGCCAGGGAAGGCCUAGGGAGUCCAGUCCUCAAAGCAAAAUGACACAGCUCAGUAGCGCACUCCUCACCAUGCCAAGCCACCCACGGGGACCACCCGCCUCAUCCAGCCCUGGCCAGGACUCUACCAGGAUCAGCAUGCAAUCUGUGUCUUCUGAAAUCUAUAACGCAAAGUCAAGAAAUGAAGGUGAUGGAGAGAUACACUUAAAGUGGAAAACGGAGGUGAAAGAAAUGGCAGCGAAAGCAGCUACUGGACAGCUGACAGUACCUCCUUGGCAUCCUCGGAGUGGUGUGGCUUUAGACAGUGAGGCUGAACAUGAGCCUGACCCCCUGCCGCAGCUCCCCAUUAGGGUCUCCGAGCAUGUGGAUUGGCAGCAAGCUGCAGAGUAUCUCAAGAAAAGCAAUGAGCCAGGAGGAAAUAAGUGUGGCCAAACAGACAGCAGUGACCAGCGUGGCAGACAGUCAGGGCCUCAGCGUUUCACCAGUAUCAGGCACCUGCUCCCCAGAAAAGAUGAGCAGCCAGAGCACAGUGAAGUCUUUCAAGCAAAUUCGGAUGCAUCUGUGGCGGUUGAGAAGUCUUACAGCGAUCAGUCUGCACAAUCAACUUGUUCACCAGAGUCUUCUGAAGCCAUGACAGAUGAGUUUUUAACUCCAGACCAUGAAUAUUUUUACUCCUCAAUUGCUCAAGAAAAUUUGGCUUUAGAGACCUCAAGUCCCAUUGAUGAAGACUUUGAAGGACUACAACAUGCUUGUGCCCGACCUCAAGCCUCUGGUGAAGAAAAGUUCCAAAUGAGAGAAAACUUUGGAAAAAAUGCUGAAAUUUUGACCAAGUCUCAAUUCCAGCCUAUACGAAGUACUGAAGGUGAACAAGACGAGACAUUAAAGGAGCCACCAAAGGAAAUGAAAGAGAAAGAUAUAUCACUGACAGACAUUCAGGACCUGUCUAGUAUCUCCUAUGAACACGACGGUUCUUUCAAGGAAGUCUCAUGCAAAACACCCAAAAUAAACCACGCACCUACUAGUGUCAGUACUCCACUCAGCCCAGGGUCAAUUUCUUCAGUUUCUAGUCAGUAUAAGGACUGCCUUGAAAGUAUCCCAUUUCAGGAUACUAAAACAGGAUCUACCUCAUGCUGGACCAGUCAAGAAUCUACUCAGACUUUGUCUGAUAAAUUUACAAGUGUCCGAGAGAAAGUAAAGAGCCUAGAUUCCCUUCUUACUUCCUCUGAAAUUCUCCCUGCAAGACUGACUAAUCUCAAAAGAUUGCCUACCUUUACUGGGGCUGGUUCCUCCAGCGCUGCUAAGGCGCCUGACGCAUCAUGCAGUGCCACUCAGAGAAGGAGCCUGCCAAAAGAACUCGUAGAAGCCAUCUCGCAACAUCACAUCGAUGAGCUACCACCACCAUCUCAGGAGCUGCUUGACGAAAUUGAGCUCCUGAAGCGGCAGCAGGUCUCAUCCACAGCCUUGGAUGAGAACACAGCAAGUCAUCCGGACAGCGCUGCAGAUGAUCAAAAGCAUUUAGAAGAACAAGAAACUCACAGUAAUAAAGAAGACAGUAGUGUGCUUUGGACCAAAGAAACCCAGGAUCUAGAAGAGGACACAGAGAGAGCUCACUCUACACUCGACGAGGACCUGGAGAGAUGGCUGCACCCCCCCGAGGACAGCACGCAACUAGCGGAUCUGCCCAGGGGCCCGGCAAGGGAGGCAAGCAGCAAAGAUCAAGAAGUUGGUGAAAAGAAGAGGAAAGGGGAAGAAAGCACGAAGCCAGAGAGAAGGAAAUCGGAGAGCUUUUUAGGGACUUCUGAAGAAGAGGAACUGAAACCCUGUUUUUGGAAGCGACUGGGUUGGUCUGAACCAUCCAGGAUAAUCGUGUUGGAUCAGAGUGACUUGUCAGACUGACCGGAAGUGGACUGUAGGUGGACUCCUGGCCUGAGCUUGAGUGUCCUGCUCGUGAACUCCCUUCGUCCCCCGUCUGCUGCAGUCACCAUUAGGGCAGUGGGUCUGUAGCUCACACUUUGUUCGGCUUCCACUAUCGACAGAAUGGCUCCUUUGUUUGCAGCACAUUUAACCAGUUGUUUUCAGUCAGAUUUCUGGAAAGUAAAAGGUGUUUUGAUUGUAAAACUUUCUCAUUGUGCCUCAAAUGGCAUUUGGUUUUUUUUUUUUGAUACAGAUUUUCAAAAACUUUAAAUUCAUGUUAUCUAAUAAAACGUUUCCUUUUAAUACACGUU